AUGACGGACGACCAGGUUACAAAGAAGCGGAAAGUGGACGUGAUCGAUGUGCUUGACAGCGACGUGGAAGAGGUGCAAGCAUCAACAUCCUCGGGUAGCACCGGAUCUGAGACCCCCAAUGAGGGUUCCGAAACGAGAGAGGACGAGGUCAAGCGGCUACGAGCGGCUCUGAAGAAGGCCGAUGACACGAUUGCAACCAUGGAGAAGUCUCGUAGGACGAUUGCUGCCCGUCUCCAAGCGCUCGGCGAGGUGGUUCUCCUCGAGCCCCGAACAGCUGAAUGGCUGCGGGAGAAGAUCGCAGAGCUCGAGGACGAUUUCUACUCCAACGUCUCGGAAAUCGGCUGUGACGAGGAUGCGACUGAGGAGCAGCGCUUCGAUUCGACAUACAUUCAGCGCCUGAAGGAUGCGCUCGAGGGCGGCUUCCCGUGCGACAAGAACGGGUAUAUCAACGCGGAGGGGAGGUACAUCGCUUUUGCGCCUACGGACGAGGAAUUGGAGGACUUCCGCUGGAGCGAUGUCGGCUUUACCAACUAA
Molecule: messenger RNA, 534 nt
Organism: Trichosporon asahii var. asahii CBS 2479
Lineage: Eukaryota; Fungi; Basidiomycota; Tremellomycetes; Trichosporonales; Trichosporonaceae
Exons: 2
Coding region: 1-534 (177 amino acids)
Source: RefSeq, a predicted model, not a curated record